This is a messenger RNA of Erigeron canadensis, 1929 nucleotides long. RefSeq names its product AP2-like ethylene-responsive transcription factor AIL1. Lineage: Eukaryota; Viridiplantae; Streptophyta; Magnoliopsida; Asterales; Asteraceae. The record is from RefSeq and is a predicted model, not a curated record. The transcript has 9 exons. Gene Ontology annotation, biological process: regulation of DNA-templated transcription. Gene Ontology annotation, molecular function: DNA-binding transcription factor activity; DNA binding. Bases 1 to 1929 code for a protein of 642 amino acids.
AUGAACAAUUGGUUAGGUUUCUCACUUUCACCACAAGAUCCACAGCAAAUGGUUGAUUCACAAUCAUCUAUUGUUGAUCAUAGCUUCAACUCAGAUGACAUCUCCGGCACCGGCGAAUACUCUACUAUACCUUCUCUAAACCUUCCUCCUCCCUUUGGCUUACUCGAACCCUACCAUAAUCACCAUGACUGGAACAUGAAGGGGAGCUCAGAGUUAUCGGUUUUAAUGGCGGCGGGUGGUGAUGGUUCAUGCAAUGAAAACCCUGAAAUCCAACCUCCAAAGUUUGAAAACUUGUUGAGUACAAUUGGUAAUGGCGGUGAAUAUAUGUACUCAACUAUGCAACUUCCACCACAAUCCACCACAACAAAUAAUAAUGACAUAACUAGAGGAAACAACAACAACACAACCACAAGUAGCAUAGGUCUUUCCAUGAUUAAAAACUGGCUAAGAAACAACCCAACUACUCCAACAAACAACCAAAACCACACUACAACUACUAGACCACCACCAGAAAAUCAAGAAACUGACGAAAGAAUGGCGGUGAUGGGUGGCUUUUCUAGUGGAGGUGGAAGGACUACUAAUGAACUUUCACUAUCCAUGAGUACCGGUGGUAAUGGGUUUGUUGGUGGUGGAGAUCAUAGCUCUUCUACUUCUGAUAAUAAAAGGCAGCAAAUGGAGGUGGCAACCACCGUGGAGAGUAGCGAAGCUAGUGGCGGUGUCACGGAGGCGGUUCCCCGGAAAUCUAUUGAUACUUUUGGACAAAGAACUUCCAUUUACCGUGGUGUCACAAGACACAGAUGGACGGGGAGAUACGAGGCACAUUUAUGGGAUAAUAGUUGCAGGAGAGAAGGACAAGUUCGUAAAGGAAGACAAGUUUAUUUGGGAGGUUAUGACAAAGAAGAUAAAGCCGCAAGAGCUUAUGAUUUGGCCGCAUUGAAAUAUUGGGGCACUACAACGACUACAAAUUUUCCUCUUAGCACUUACGAGAAGGAGAUCGACGAGAUGAAAAACAUGACGAGACAAGAAUAUGUCGCCUCACUUAGAAGGAAAAGUAGCGGUUUUUCACGAGGUGCUUCAAUCUAUAGAGGUGUGACAAGGCACCAUCAGCAUGGAAGAUGGCAAGCAAGAAUCGGGAGAGUUGCUGGGAACAAAGACCUUUACUUGGGAACUUUUGGGACACAAGAAGAAGCGGCUGAGGCUUAUGACAUAGCAGCCAUCAAAUUCCGAGGACUGAAUGCAGUCACGAACUUUGAGAUCAACAGAUACGAUGUUAAAUGCAUCCUUGAGAGCACCACCUUACCCAUAGGUGGUGCAGCCAAACGUCUCAAGGAUGCAGAACAAGCUGCAGCCGCUCAGUUACUUAGGGCCGCUAAAGAAGAUCACAUGACCGCCCAACUAACCCAUGAAGGGAUCAACAACUAUGCAACAAUGACCUGGCCUAGCUCCAUUGACUACCACAACCAAGCCAUGGCUCAAGCUCAGGCUCAACCAUUUAGCAUGCACUAUCCACAGCAGUACAAUGGUUCGGGCCAACAACGUUUAUGGUGCAAACAAGAACAACAAGAACCCGAUGGUCAAAGUUUCCAAGAUCUUCAACAACUUCAUCAAUUUUUUCAACCUUCACCAAAUUCUUCUGUGCUUCAUAAUCUCAUGAACUUAGAUUCGUCUUCCGUCGAACAUGGUUAUAACGGGGGAGAUCAUCAAGUGGUUGGAUAUGGAGGUGGUGGUGGCUAUAUGAACCAUAUGAUGGCUAAUGGUCCUACUAAUGAUUCAUCUCAUGAUGGUGAUGGGAACAUGUAUUACCAACAUCAAGGAUCCGAUUAUGGCAGUUGGGUGCCAACUGCCAUACCAACACUUGCAGCUAGAACCGCCAAUCUAGUGGUGGCUCAUGGUGGCGCCCCUACUUUCACUGUUUGGAAUGACACAUAA